AUGCAGACGUACAUGAGUCGUCCUCACAUCCCCAUCGCCGUCGACUCUCCCUCUGAGAUUACCUCAGUCAAACCAGCGUCAAAACUGCCCGUCAUCUCUUCCUUGGCUUACCUGGGCAAACGCGUGCGCUCUGUCAUCCCGGAUCCCAUCCCCCAGGGCGCCUCAUCGAAGUCCGGCUUCACUCUCGACUCCUCUGGCGUUGCAGGCUUCUUCGGAGGAGACAGCGCUGUCUUGGCAAUGGCGUCUGUGAACCUCAUCCCAAACCGUCGCUGGGUUGGCUGGUACAACACCCCCGGCAGCUACGAGAUAGCCAAGCAAUUCGGGCAGCUCGCAGACUCCCCUUUUUGGGACGCCCUAGUCCCGGGAGGGAAGCACGAGCCCGCAAUCCUAUUCGAACUCGACGGGAAAGUCGGCCCCGAGUUCAUAGCUUCGUACUCUGGGACCACUUUUGCGCAGACAGGACACCUCGCCUACCUACUCACACGAAAGGCGAAAAGCAUGACCGGGAUCGCUGAUACGCAGACGGAUAGGGUCGGCACUCCUACCAGUCUCGUCAUCAUCGACUUGCCCCAGGUGCCCCCGGCAUCUGAUCACCCAGCUCUUCCUUCCUCCUGGUUGCCGAAGCGGUCCGCCCUUCUCGCCCUCGUGCCUAUUACUGGGAGCGUCGUUGCCUGCGUAUUUUGCGCCCUGGUCGCAGACUGGUACUGCUGCGCGAACAUUGCGCUAGGCAUCAUCGCUAACGGAUGUGCGUGCUUCUUCGUCGGUUCUGGAAAGCUGACGUACGUGAUCUCAGUCACCAGAGGCCGCUUUGUCUUGCAAUACGGCACGAACACAAAACGACCGGAGACCACUCCAGAUGAGUCGUCCAAUCCACCCUCGAGCCCAUCAGCUCUCGGAGACGUGUGGGCGCGUCUCGCGAGCUGCGGUUUACGGGGACACUGGCAGCCUUUGGACGGUUCUACGGGCUUCAAUUCGUGCAUGCAGAUCUGGAAGCUCUUGACUAGCCCGAGCCAGCGCACCAUAGGAUAUUGCGCUCUACUCCUCACAGUACAAUUCUUUGUCCAGCUUCUCCUGAUCCCCCAAGGCACGCUCUCCGGACAAAUCAUGUUCAUCUCCACCCUCGCCCUGUCCUGGGGCUACAACUCGUAUCUCUCAUCGGUGGAUCGAGAGGACAUACAGACGGACAUUCUCAUCGAGAGUGUCCUCAGGCUGCACUUGAAGGAGCGCGCCAGGAAGUACGACUUCAAGUCGCGAACGGGAAUGGUGAUUUUCGCGUGCCUCGCCAUGCCGUAUGAAACCAAUGAGCCUCCCCCGGACCGCAUGAAGAUCCUGAACGCGUUGCUCCCAAAUGACACGAGGCGCUGCUGA
Molecule: messenger RNA, 1368 nt
Organism: Dichomitus squalens LYAD-421 SS1
Lineage: Eukaryota; Fungi; Basidiomycota; Agaricomycetes; Polyporales; Polyporaceae
Exons: 5
Coding region: 1-1368 (455 amino acids)
Source: RefSeq, a predicted model, not a curated record